GUUUGAAGCAGUGUUGUGUUGGCUGGGAGCUGCAGCGUUGUCCCUCUCUUUACCCCCUGUGUGGGCCCUUCUCUUUUUUACUAUGGUAAUAGUGACAUUCAGCUGGAAAGGCUAUAGGAACAGACAUCAAAAGCCUAGACAGCAGCUAGUGAUUGCUCCUCUUUUUUUUAAGUCCCCCCCUGUGUCUACCCAGCACAAUGCUGGACCUGACACGUCGUCGUCGCAUGGAGCUGCACCUUACUAUUGCUACUAGGGACUGUGUGGCAUAAGCGGAAUUUGUGUGCUCGCCUCACCGCUGAGAACAUCUUCCCGGAGAACUCUGGAUAAUUAACACUUCAACACAAUUUUACUGCAAAAUCUGCUGCUCGUGGCCGUCACCUAUCCACACUGCUUGUAUAUGGCAAAGUUUUUCGCCGAGCUUCUGGGCUGCACAUUGCGAGACAAGGGUGCGUCUCCUACGGUUGAGAUCAAGAGUCAGUCCCGUAUCAGCCUAAAUCAGAGCACCAAGAGGAAGACAACCAUAUUCAGCACCUUGACUGUUGAGAAGUCACUAUGCGAGACAAAACUGGAGAGAAUGCCACAAACCCCUUCUUUGGUAGCCAUGUUUGACAGCAGUACUUAUAACCGCAACGUGUAUCAUUCCAAAGAAGAGAGCUCUGCUGACCUGUAUUACCAAGAAAACAACUUGUUAUCUGGCUCACUUGAAGCACUCAUCCAGCACUUGGUGCCCAGCGUUGAUUACUAUCCGGAUAGAACAUACAUAUUCACCUUCCUCCUCAGCUCUAGACUCUUCAUUCAUCCCUUUGAGUUAAUGGCUAAAGUCUGUCAUGUUUGUAUUGAACAGCAGCGACUAAAUGAGCCAGGCAUCGAUAAGAGCCACAUCAGAAAAAUUGCACCUAAAAUCCUUCAGCUGCUGACAGAAUGGACUGAGACCUUCCCUUACGACUUCAGGGAUGAGAGAAUGAUGAGAAAUCUAAAAGACACAGCUCAUCGCAUCACUCAUGGAGACGAGAUGUACAGAAAAACUGUCCAGCAAAUCAUCCAAAACCUUAUCCGGAAAUUAGCUGCUUUGAGCCAAUAUGAAGAACUUAUUGCCAAGAUCAAUGCCCAGUCUGCUGAUCGUAUGGCCAUCCUAAAGAGCAAGCCACAGUCCAUUCAGAGGGAUAUCAUCAGCAUAUGCAGCGACCCUUAUACUUUAGCUCAGCAGCUAACUCAUAUUGAGCUGGAGAGGUUAAGUUACAUUGGACCGGAAGAGUUUGUGCAUGCUUUUGUGCGGAAGGAUCCAUUAGACAACAAUGAGAGCUGUUACAGUGACCGCAAAAGAACUCGGAAUUUGGAAGCCUAUGUGGAGUGGUUCAAUCGGCUAAGCUACCUUGUUGCAACAGAAAUCUGCAUGCCUGUUAAGAAGAAGCACAGAGCCAAAAUAAUUGAGUUCUUCAUUGAUGUUGCUCGGGAAUGUUUCAACAUUGGCAAUUUCAACUCUCUGAUGGCAAUUAUUUCUGGCAUGAACAUGAGCCCUGUGUCUCGACUAAAGAAAACUUGGGCAAAAGUCAAGACUGCAAAGUUUGAUAUCCUUGAGCAUCAGAUGGAUCCUUCCAGCAACUUUUACAAUUACAGAACUGCUUUGCGUGGGGCAGCUCAAAGGUCUCUAACCGCCCACAGCAACAGGGAGAAGAUUGUGAUCCCAUUCUGCAGCCUGCUGAUUAAGGACAUCUACUUUCUGAAUGAGGGCUGUACAAGUCGCCUCCCUAAUGGACAUGUCAAUUUUGAGAAAUUCUGGGAGUUAGCAAGGCAAGUCAGCGAGUUCACGGCAUGGAAACAAGUUGAGUGUCCUUUUGAAAAAGACCGGAAGAUCCUGCAUUACGUCCUGACUGCACCAAUAUUUAGUGAAGAUGGACUGUAUCUGGCCUCCUAUGAGAAUGAAAGUCCUGAGAAUCACAUGGAAAAGGACAGAUGGAAAAGUCUGAGGUCAGCACUUUUGGGCAGAGUCUAAUGUAUGAAGUUGCUGCCAUAAAAUGGCCAUUAUUUAUGGACACAUUUGCACUGAGUGGGAUUUGACUGAUUGGAGCAUGUCAGGCAGCCGUUUCUCCAGCACAGCAGAGGUGAAUCACUGCAGCUCUAGGGCAGACAGGCAAAUUAAAUGAAUUUCCAGUGACUGGGCUCCGGUGCCUGUUUAGGACAAACAAUUAAGGCUAUUUCACAGUCUUCCCUAUGCUCAGCUUUUACAUCUUCAUUUGCGUAUAGAUUCCUUACUGGAUCCCACCUUCUGCUUAUCACUCCAACCCAGCUGUCAGUCUUACACAAUAAGAAUAAAGUCACCAUGUGUGCUGCAGAGGACAAGCAGUACUUCAAGGUGAAGACAACGAAAAUCUUUAAAAAAAAAACAAACUGAAAAUCUCUCGCUGGACGGAGCCUCCACCCGUAAAUGAUGAACAGAUUGGUUUCUAAACUAGUUUACUGCUGGAUAGUAAACUGUGAACUGUUAAUAAAUAUUACUAAUAUUUCAUGUAUACCAUUUGCUGUCAUUUCAGAUCUAAAAUGUCUGGAAUGUAGGUAACAAUAUAGCACAGUAAAUGUGUGAAUUGACUGUUACUGUGUGUUUGAUGUGUUUACAGUCUUAUUUCCCUUUUUUUUCUUUGUAUUGUCUUUUCAUAUUCAUGUCUGUUGUGCUAUUAUGAAUCUCAUUUAUUUAUUACACUGCUCUAACCAGCAAGGCUCAGAGCAAGUUGUGCACUGAACAUAAUACUGAAGUAAACCUAACUGUCCUUGUCUUGCUUCGCCUGCCAUCAGUAUACUUUUAGAAGUACUGUAGGCUGGAAAGCCUUUG
Messenger RNA from Nanorana parkeri, 2827 nucleotides. It is a transcript of the gene RASGEF1B, whose product is annotated as RasGEF domain family member 1B. Gene Ontology annotation, molecular function: guanyl-nucleotide exchange factor activity. Gene Ontology annotation, biological process: positive regulation of GTPase activity; Ras protein signal transduction. Gene Ontology annotation, cellular component: plasma membrane. The transcript is spliced from 16 exons. The record is from RefSeq and is a predicted model, not a curated record. Lineage: Eukaryota; Metazoa; Chordata; Amphibia; Anura; Dicroglossidae. Bases 398 to 1993 code for a protein of 531 amino acids.